UCCUGAAUUUAGGUUACGAUUGUCUGUGAUAUAAGUGCCAUGUAAAUCAGAUCCUCGAUCACAAAGCACGCUAUACAAAGAUAUUGGAGUGACUUUCGCUACCACUAAAAAGUGCUGACAACAAUUUGCUGAAGGCUUGCCUUGACACUAACUAUGGACUAUUGGAGUGCCUUGGAGGUGUACAAGGAGAUGCUGUUGCUCUACCUGGAGGAAGGCAGGCGGCUUGUGAACACCAACUGUGAGGCGUUGGAACCAUGGCAGAUCAUUGGAGCCACUCUCAUAGCUACCUUAGGAGCAGUCUGGGUCAAAGGCUUCCUGUUUCAGCAAGAAACCCUGACAUCCCGAAUCAAGAAGCAGUGCUUUCGACUCAUCAGAAAAAUACCCUUUGUUGGCGCGGCAAUCCAGACCCAGCUGAACAAGGCCCUGGAUGACAUGUCUGUCAGUCUUUGCACACUGAAGGAGGGCAUGAACUACACCAAACAGCUGCCUGAACAAGGGCUAACGCAAGCUGAAGUUCUAGACAGGAUCAGCGAGUACGAAACACUGAAUGAAGUGGAUUGGGAGAAUGGACGAGUGUCCGGUGCAGUGUAUUGGGGAGAUCAGACACUUACCAAACUUUUGGUGAAGGUGUAUGGAGACUUUGCAUGGAGCAACCCACUUCACCCAGACAUCUUUCCUGGUGUGAGGAAGAUGGAGGCAGAGGUUGUAAGAAUGACGUGUACCCUCUUCCACGGUGGGCCCAACACUUGUGGCACAGUCACCUCUGGGGGAACUGAAAGCAUAUUGAUGGCAUGCAAGGCGUACAGAGACAUGGCCUAUGAGCGCGGUGUGAAACAUCCUGAAAUCAUUGCACCAAUCAGUGUCCAUGCUGCCUUUGACAAAGCAGCAAACUACUUUGGAAUGAAGCUUGUUCACAUCCCCCUGGACAAGAAUACAAUGAAAGUGGAUGUUAAGGCGAUGAGGAGAGCUAUCAGCAAGAACACAGCCAUGCUUGUAUGUUCCGCACCCCAGUUCCCGCAUGGAAUCAUUGAUCCUAUUGAGGAAGUAGGAAAGCUGGCUUUAAAGUACAACAUCCCUCUGCAUGUGGAUGCUUGUUUGGGAGGGUUUCUCAUCGUGUUCAUGGCCAAAGCCAAUUAUCCACUGGCUCCCUUUGACUUCAGGGUAAAGGGUGUGACCAGUAUAUCUGCAGACACACACAAGUAUGGCUACGCCCCUAAAGGUUCAUCAGUGAUCCUGUAUAGUGACAAGAAGUACAGGCACUACCAGUACUUUGUGGCUCCAGACUGGCAAGGGGGCAUCUAUGCGUCCCCAUCAGUGGCAGGAUCUCGGCCAGGCGGUAUCAUCGCAGCGUGCUGGGCUACCAUGAUGCACAUGGGAGAGGAUGGCUACAUAAAGGCCACCAAGAAGAUAAUUGACACUGCACGUACCAUCAAGACAGAAAUCCGAAAGAUAAAUGGGGUGUUUGUGUUUGGAGACCCUGAAGUGUCCGUGGUGGCAAUAGGCUCUGACGUCUUCGACAUUUUUCGUUUAUCCAACGCACUGACUUCAAAGGGUUGGAAUCUCAACAUGCUACAGUAUCCAUCCAGCAUCCAUAUCUGUUGUACUGUACUGCACACACAUGAAGGUGUGGCCAAACAGUUAAUCAGUGACAUCAAAGAGCAGGUGGCUCUCAUUUUGAAAAACCCCAAUGAGAAGACCACUGGAAUGGGAGCAAUCUAUGGCAUGGCCCAGUCCAUCCCUGACAGAUCCAUGGUGACCGAGAUCUCCCGAGGCUUCUUGGACUGCCUCUACAGCACAGAGGAGCCCAAGUCGUCUCAGCCUCAGAAGACCCAUAUGAAUGGCAACGGCAAGGCCCACUGAGUCAGGAGUAGGCUGGCUGUGGCCUGGACACACACCUGGGUCAUGUUCAUUAGGGAACAUAAUGGUAAGCGUUGUGAAACGUUUUGCAACGGAAAAUGAAAAGGAGCGUUUACUGGAUAAGCUCAAGUAGUCCCAUUUUCUUCAGGUCGGUGACUAAUGAACACGGCCCUGGUUACCAGCCUGCCUCACCUCUGGUCCACCCACUACAUCACUCAACAUUUGCCUUAUCCUGCCCACCUUUUAUCUACCUACUCACCUUUUUUCAGAUAUGUUCUGAAGCACAAGCCAUUGUUUUUAGCUAUCGUGAGGAGAAUUCUUCAAAUAUGUCGAAAGUGAAAGCACCUAUUGUACAAAAAUAUAUAGAAUAGUUGCUCAAACCAUUGAGGGGUUUUGGUCUGGUUGUAUUAAUUGUCCCCCACGAUGAAAUCAGGGAUGGGACUAUUGAUCUGUCUCCGUACGUUCAUACGUUAGUCACACGCGAUAUCUCAGACAGCACUGGCCCGAUUUUGACGAAACUUGUGUGAAUGAAGCGUCUGCCGUGAUAAAAAAAAACACUUAAUGCUACUCAUCUGACACCAAAUGAGCGAUCUGCAUGAAACAUCUAUGAACAAAGGUCUCUCGGCGCAAUAUUUUCCAGACUAGUACCUAAAACAACAUGGCCACUAUUGAGUCUAGCUAACCCUCGCAAUAUUUUGAUGGAACUUGGGGGAAUUAUCUGUCUUUUAGAAAAGUUUGUGGUCAUACGCACACCCUUAACAACGUAGGGGCUGGGCUAAUAAAGAAUAUGUGUAAAGAACAGGAAAGCCUGCACCCUGUUAAAGCGCCCAAUUCGCAGCAUUAUUCACAAUGUUUCGAUCCAAAACAGAUCUUCAUCCAGUCAGACAGACUGAGUGCUCACAUCCCAAAAUAUACACAAUCACCUCACAUGACGCAUGGUGGGUGUGGAAACAAUUCAAUUAACUUUUGCGCAUAGUCAAUCAUAUAAUUAAUCCCAGAGGUACUCGUGGUCAUAAAGGAUUAAAUGCAUACAAAUUAAAACAUGGGUAACAGUAAAAAGAUUUGGAAACUGUUGGAAUACCCAACCAUAUGACCAUUACGCGCAGGUCGUGCAGUGGCCGUAGAUGUAAUUACAAUUACCUAUUUAAAAAAAAAAAAAACUUGCCUACCUCUAAUAAUUUGAUAUCAAUGAGAUGGGCACAUGUAGUAGUUACAGAAAAUCAAAUGUACAAAAUGACCAAGUGGAGACCUGGAUGGCAAGACGAAUUGAACGUAGCAUAUUCAUGUAAGAAAUGGUCUGUUAUCAAACUCUUGGUUCAAACCUUUAGGAGACAUGGUGGGCAAACGGUGAAUCCAAUACAAUUCUCUUCUCGGUAAUAGAUUCAGUAUCUCCCCUGCUCCUAGUAACCUUAACAUGUUCAAUACCAAUGUAUCUCAGAGAUCUGAUGUUGUGACGAACCUCCAUGAAAUGCACAGCCACGGGGUUUCUCUGAUCAAGAGAUCUAAUAUUAUUCCUGUGUUCUGCUAUCCUUGUUUUCAGAGAACAUUUCAUUUUUCCCUACAUACCAUACACCACGAAUACACUUUUAUCAGAUAUACCACAUUUGUAGAACACGUAAUGAUACCCUUCAUCUCAAUGGCCUUGUCUGUGAUGGGGUAAUUGAACGUUGUGCAUUUGUUUGUCUAUAUAACCUGGUUCAAACAUUCAUGACAUUACCCUGAAGAAGGCACAGUGAUGCCAAAACAUUGGUGUUUUUUUUUUACCCAAUAAAUUACUGGGAGUGUGA
This is a messenger RNA of Oncorhynchus nerka (sockeye salmon), 3644 nucleotides long. RefSeq names its product sphingosine-1-phosphate lyase 1-like. Gene Ontology annotation, molecular function: pyridoxal phosphate binding; sphinganine-1-phosphate aldolase activity. The record is from RefSeq and is a predicted model, not a curated record. Gene Ontology annotation, biological process: sphingolipid catabolic process; carboxylic acid metabolic process. The transcript is spliced from 14 exons. Lineage: Eukaryota; Metazoa; Chordata; Actinopteri; Salmoniformes; Salmonidae. Bases 154 to 1860 code for a protein of 568 amino acids. Gene Ontology annotation, cellular component: endoplasmic reticulum.